UGGUCAGCGCCAAAAUUAUCGUGUUGUUUACAUUUUCAACUUCGGAGGGCUUCAGUUGUCCAGUCGUUUUUCAAUUAUAUAUUUAUUUAGUUUCCACGCCAUUCUACGAUGAACUCACAGAGCUAUUUUCCUAAUUACUAUGCCGUGGAAGACAUAUUCGUUACACAAGAAAAAGUAGAAUGCAAAGUAAAUACCAAGCUAUUGAAAAUGGGAUUUCUCGAUUCCGGUGCUGAUACUGAAGAUUUAAAUCCUGGACGCACUAUCAACCUUCCGCUUUGGUAUAUCAAAGAGCUCAAAGUUAAUAAUCCCUAUUUUACUGUAUGUGUGCCUGAAAUCUAUAAAAAUGUUCACAAGGCAGUGUGUGAAGCUGAAACAACCCACAUAGAAUUGGGAAAAUUACAUCCAUAUUUUUAUGAAUAUGGUCGUUAUUUAACACCCUAUGAUCGAAAUCAUGUAGUGGGAAAAAUCGUCUUCGAAACCAUGCGCCAGAGAGUAAGACAUUUGCUGGAUAUUUCUAAGAAUGCGACUGAUACAGGUAAACCCGAACAUCGCUUGGAUGAUAUAGAGAAUAAACUGUAUGAAUCGGGGGUUAAAACAAGUCAUUUGUAUGUAAAUUGGCUGCGAAUGAAAUUCAACAACAUUGCUGCUUCCGAAAUGGUCCAGGAACACACGAAAAAACGAAAACGUGAACGUCGAAGCGAUGCCAACGAUUCACCGGAACAAGAACACAAACGCCAAACACUGUAG
Messenger RNA from Musca domestica (house fly), 747 nucleotides. RefSeq names its product DNA replication complex GINS protein PSF3 (gene Psf3). The transcript is spliced from 3 exons. Gene Ontology annotation, biological process: mitotic DNA replication initiation. The coding region runs from base 109 to 747 and encodes 212 amino acids. Lineage: Eukaryota; Metazoa; Arthropoda; Insecta; Diptera; Muscidae. The record is from RefSeq and is a predicted model, not a curated record. Gene Ontology annotation, cellular component: GINS complex.